CACAGACCAUGGUUCCACAGCUAAAAUGGUUCGUAUAUCGAAGUAAGUGCUUACGUUUUGCUGAUAAGAAACGACCAAGGUAACGAAUGAUCUCCUAAGUGUAUUCGUUUGUAUAUUAUUUAAAAACGAUAAUUGGCUACUGCCUUUUUAUCGCACAAAGUAUUGUCACGUUCUUUUUAGUAUGUGUACAAGAACCCAAAGUAAACUAUUUUCCAAAACGACUUAUAUGUAAGUCUACGGGAAGAUUGCAAUGGAUCCUAAGACAGAACAGAAAAUAUUUAAACGAACACAAUGGCCUCAAUGGCUCGCUGGUAUCGGAACCAAUCUUCUGCUUUUACAAAUAGGAAUGAUAGUGAUGUGGAGUUCACCGUAUUACAAAUAUCUGACUUCACCCGAAAGUGACAUACCCGUGACAAUGGAUGAAGCUUCCUGGAUAGUCUCUAUAUUACUUAUAGGAAAUAUGAUUGGCGCUCUUUCUAGUGCUGUUAUUAUGAACUAUUACGGUACUGCAAGAGCGGUCUUGAUGAUGAGUUUGACAAUAACUGCCAGCUGGCUUUUUAUAGCUGUAGCUAACGAAGUGGCAUGGUUGUACGCAGCCCGAAUACUAGCUGGCAUUAGUAUGGGACAGGCAUACCUCUAUAUCCCGUUUUACCUUAGCGAGAUUGCAGACCCUACUAUUCGCGGAACUCUUGUUGCCUUAGCUACAAAUGGAACAUCAUUAGGCAACAUAAUGAUGUCCACGAUGGGUGCGUAUUUAAGGAUGGAGGUGAGCGGUAUCAUAUGCUUUGUCAUCAGUUUAGUGCCGUUAAUUAUCAUCUUCUGGUUGCCGAACACACCGCAUUAUUUGGUCAAAAUCAAAAAGGAGGAUAAAGCGCGAGCCUCGAUACUCUGGUAUCAUCGUGAUUGCAAUGUGGAAUCCGAGUUGCAAACGCUGAAGCUCUUCCUCGAAAAGAAUAAAUGUCUAUCGUUCGCAGACGUUAUAAAGGAAUUCAGAAAUCCGUGUGUUUGGAAAGCACAAGUACUCGUGUCUAUGCUCAUCAUAUAUUUUGAAUUAAGCCAAAGCUACUUGUUGUAUUACAUGGAGACCAUCCUACAAGACGCUCAAGUGACUGUUAUAGAGCCGUCAGUGAUGGUAAUCGUCGUUAACGUUACGGGAUUCGUCGGUUCCCUGGUUUCUAUGUUCCUGAUCGAUAAGUUCGGCAGGCGAAUUCUGAUGAUCAUCUCCAGCUUGGGCCUAACGAUCGCGUUCAUCUGCUUAGGUGUACAAUAUCAACUUCUCGACGCGGGCUACGACCCCACCAGUUUUCAAGCUUUACCAAUUUUCGCGAUGUUGCUCUUUGCAAUGUCCUCAUUUAUCGGCGUCAUCCCAGUACCGAACGCGGUAAUAAGUGAGGUCUAUCCACCACAUAUUAAAUACAUAGCCAGCUGUUUCACCAUGGUUGUCGGUGGGCUAAUCGCUUUUGUCGCCACGUCGACAUAUCUCCCUUUAGUUAAUUUGAUCACGGAAAAGUACGUGUUCUAUGCGUAUGCUUUGAUACUAGUAACCGCCGUACCAUAUAGUUAUUUCUGUAUGCUUGAGACUAGGUGCAAGUCGUUACAGCAGAUUCAAGAAGAAUGGAAAAGUUAAACAGAAUGUUUCAACCGGAUGAGUCAAAUACAUUUAUUAUCGAAUUCUUCAGAUCUCUAGAAAUUUGAAACAAACUCGUUUUUCAUGUUCAUUACGAAACAUUUUUCGUGUCGACAGCGAUACUAAGUAAUAUUAAUAUGACAAAUAAUGAUUUAACAAAUUAAAAUCAUAAAGCAAAAUAUUUUUAUUUCAUCUGAGCAUAGGUAACUUAUUUAACUGUGUAAUAUAAACCAACGUGGAUUAACGAAAAACAUCUGACAAAUAUAUAACGGUACUCACUUCUACUCAUUGUAUAUCAUCUUAGCACAUGUACAAUUAUGCUGUAUGGGGCCAUGAAAGCUCGCGAUAGUGCUGGAUUAUUGGACGUGUUGAAUGAUCCAAGGGUCGGAUUAACAUUAUACGGUAAAUAAAUUCAUGCUUAGCUCUAUACUUUUUAUCACUACUUUUAUAAUAAAAUUAAAAUAAAUAGCUUUGAUUUAUAACUAUUUUAACGGUUUCAAA
Messenger RNA from Vollenhovia emeryi, 2128 nucleotides. RefSeq names its product facilitated trehalose transporter Tret1-like. Gene Ontology annotation, molecular function: transmembrane transporter activity. The coding region runs from base 251 to 1627 and encodes 458 amino acids. Gene Ontology annotation, cellular component: membrane. The record is from RefSeq and is a predicted model, not a curated record. NCBI's taxonomy places the organism in Eukaryota, Metazoa, Arthropoda, Insecta, Hymenoptera, Formicidae. Gene Ontology annotation, biological process: transmembrane transport. The transcript is spliced from 4 exons.